Protobothrops mucrosquamatus (brown spotted pit viper) is the source of this 687-nucleotide messenger RNA. RefSeq lists its product as uncharacterized. The transcript is spliced from 2 exons. Bases 1 to 687 code for a protein of 228 amino acids. NCBI's taxonomy places the organism in Eukaryota, Metazoa, Chordata, Lepidosauria, Squamata, Viperidae. The record is from RefSeq and is a predicted model, not a curated record.
AUGGGUCAUUCUGGGCUGAUCGUCGUCUUGAUCCUGGGCACGGCUGUUCUGGGCUACGUCGGAGGUCAGGAGCUGGCGACGGAGGCUCCAGCCGGCGGGCAGACGUGGGCGCUUUGCCCUCCCGAUGACAGCCCGGCGUCUUCUUUGCAGGAAGGAGAGCCCCCGGUGCAGCCCAGAUUUAGCAGCUGCAUGGUGCGCUGCACUUCCCACGCCUACGAAGCCUUCAUGGCAAUGCUGGCGACUGGCGACUUCAAGAGCAUGACGACGUCGCUGAAACUAAACGAAGGCAGGCAAGGGCCAGAUCAUGAAUUCUGCUGGAUGCUUCAUCUCCGUUGCCAGAGAGGCCUCCGUCUCACCAAAGCUUUCGUCCUGCUGAACCUCGAGCAGUCUCUGGACCAGAGCCAGCCGUUCCCUCUCCGCCUCCUCCUCACUGCUCCACCUUGGCCCGACCCUCUCUUGCAACCUCGGUCCAAGAGACGAGACACCCGGCUGCUGAACGGGGAAGCCUGCGGCAUCCGCUUCGAUGUGACGCAGCCCUUCCGGGACGCCGAAGGCGGACGAGAGGCCGAGAUGUGCGUGAAAGUUGUGUGUCCAGAGGGGGACGCCUGCGAGGCCCUGCAGCUGAGUCUGCGCUGCCCGCUUUUCCUGGCCACUCUGUGGCGUAGUUUGCCCCGCCCUGAUGGCUAA